Molecule: messenger RNA, 1962 nt
Organism: Zychaea mexicana
Lineage: Eukaryota; Fungi; Mucoromycota; Mucoromycetes; Mucorales; Lichtheimiaceae
Product: mitochondrial carrier domain-containing protein
Exons: 6
Coding region: 81-1652 (523 amino acids)
Source: RefSeq, a predicted model, not a curated record
GGUUUGGGUCACACGGUGUACGUCUCUUCUCCCUCUCUUUUCUUAACCUCGUAGUAAAUAAACUUGUCACAGACAAAACAAUGUCAAUGAGGGACUACCAAACCACGGGGCAACAGCAAGCCGGGUACAACCCGCUGCGUCCAUACUAUACACCGGGUUUACACCACCAACACAACUACACAUCCCUCCCUUCGAGCGAUUCAAUCCCGGGUCACACACCACAAGUGUUUGUCGAUUACGAUCAGGGCAUUCCAUUAAAAAGCACCACGACCAAAUUCACCAGUUUCGCUGCCUUUAAAUAUUUCAUGACCAUGUUUACCAGCCCAUUUGAAGUCGGCACGACUUUGCUGCAGGUUCAAUAUGCGCCUCAUGAAAGUGUCGAGGUCUUUGGAUUUCGAAACAACGCAGCUGUAUUAGUACAAGAACCAACAACAACGACAACUACAACUGCCAAUAAUACACGGUCGUUUGACGAGUUGUUAUCGUCGUCUUCUUCAGACGAAGAAGGAGGAUUUUUUGGAACGCGACCUCAACAGCAACAACAAAAGACAGAAACGAGUAGCCAAUGGAGCAGUAAAUCAAAGAUGCGUCGUAGUCGAAACGAUUUGAGCAACACAGAAACGGGUAGUAGUCGUAGCGUUUAUGAUGAUCAAUCCAGACCUGUCUAUCAAAUGGCGCCCAUGGAUGGUGGCGUGUUGGAUAUUCUGGGCCGUAUCAUGAAACAACCGACAGAAGGAUGGAAAUCGUUAUUUAAAGGACAGCGCGUCACUUGGAUGUAUGAAAUGUUGUGGGGAUGUUUGCAACCCGGAUUCGAAAGUACCUUGAACGACGUGUUUGGUCUGUACGACGAUACUAUACCCCUUAUGCAUCUUGAGCGCAUUGGUCCCAACUUGAUCACCAUGGUUGUGAGUCACAUUGUAGUAGGUGUGCUGCUAAGUCCAUUGGAGAUUAUCCGUACAAGAUUAAUAAUACAGUCAGCAUCGCCACAGAACAGUAAAUACAAGGGCAUCAUCCACGCUUUCCGCACAAUGGUGCGUGAAGAAGGCGGUGUCCGCGCCAUUUACCUGUCACAAAACCUUGCACCAACGAUCCUGUACCAUACCGUCCGACCUUUAUUAGCGAGCAGCAUCCCUAUUGUUAUUGACCGCACAUUGGGCAUUUCAGCUCAAGACUCACCUAUUCUCUAUGGUGCUGCAGAACUGACGAUCCGAACCUUGGGCUUAUUGGUCACACUUCCUUUGGAAACGAUCCGAAAACGACUGCAUGUGCAGGUACCAACAUCAUCAUCAUCAUCAUCGAACAAGGAACAACAAAGAUAUGAAACAGCCGUUGCUAUUCGCCCAGUGCCUUACAAGGGGGUAUUGGAUGCAUUGUACAAGAUCAUGAAGGAGGAAGGAACAAAGGAAAAGCGCUCGUCUGCCGUUCAUAAUACCAAGAAAAAGUCGUCAUCGUUAUCGGAUACUACUACAAGUGAUAGUGAAGAUGAUUUCUUGCCUCCGCCACCAUCAAAGAAAAAGGCAACAAAUACUUUGAGCAGCGCUUGGGGUAUUCGUGGAUUGUACAAGGGAUUUGGCAUGCAAUGUGCGGCCAAUGGCAUGGCCUUUGUAUUCCAUGCUAUCAACGGUAUUGAUGAAGAAGACUUUGAUGCAUAGAUCACGUAAUUUAUAUCCUAUAAAGUCACAACAACAGAAUUAAAAUAAGAACCAUUUUGCUUUUUGAAAAAGAAAGGUUUCCGUUAAGGAUCUAAUAGGGAGAGAUUAAGACUUGAAAUGAAUAGUGUUUCUCCCUAUAAUAGUGUAUAGUUGAUGGAUACGAAUUCAUCAAGGUGAUUGCUUGGAGGCAUGAUAAAAUCAAAGAGCUCGUAAGGGGUGUCGCUGUGUUUUAUGAGUUGCCCAGCACAAGCAAACGCCAAGCUGUCAUUCCAGCGCCAAGUUUUGUUUUUGUCACACAAACAACAGACAG